Rotaria socialis is the source of this 1059-nucleotide messenger RNA. Lineage: Eukaryota; Metazoa; Rotifera; Eurotatoria; Philodinida; Philodinidae. The record is from the annotation of a GenBank genome assembly.
AUGAAAAAGACUGUUGGGCAGCUGCAGCAAAAUUUUAAAUUAUCCGACUUGAAGGUAUUAUUCGAGCGAUUGUUUCCAUCGCCUCCGAACGGAAAAUUGGAAGACUACCGAUUUAUAGUCAAUGGAAUUGACUUGAAUAUUCAAAAUGAAUCGGAAUUUAACAAAAACAAGCACUUAAUAAUAAAUGGAUCAACAUUAUAUCCAUUGCAACGAUGCGUGGGUGGUUCCGAUGUUGAUAUGGUCACUCUCAAAAAUAUCGUGCGUAAUGAACUACCGUCCGAAGUGGGGAAAAUUCUAAAGGUAAUGGCUCAGUGCGCGGCACAUGGUGAAACUACGUUGUGCGUUGCUCUGUGUUGUUACAAAUAUUGUGCCGGUUGCUUCAUUCGAAGUUUCGAGGCAUCUAAAUUUAAAUUAGAAUGCUUGGGAUGCAAGAAAGCCAUUAAUUACAUGGAAUUUUUCAAGUCGCCUGAUUUCAUUCAAACUCUUGAUUGCUUGGAUCAAAUAAGUACCCUUCCGAAACAUAUCGACUAUCAAGUAUGCAGUUGCGGCAGCCCCAUGGUCAACGAGACUAUGUAUGCAAAACAACAAUGCAUGCAAUUAGGAGAGCAGCAGUUGUACUUUUAUGAUAAACUGGUUGUUCCAUUACUUCGUCAAAUGUUAAAUCUUGAAGAAUUAUCGUUAAAACUCUCAGCAAUAAUAGCUGAAAGAUCUUAUAUCGAUGGUAAUCAAUUAUAUGAACAAGCUCUUAAGUAUCUGCCACGACUAAACAAAUUUAUGUUCAAUAUACACGCUCAUAUUAUUAAUACUAGUAGUAUUGAAAUUGAUCUUCCAUCGAAUGAUGAUAUUCGGAAUAGUUUCAUUAAACGAGGUUUUCAAUCAGUUGGUACAUGUGCUACUAAACCACUUAUAGAUAAUGUAGGCGAUUGUCAUGUUUAUUCUCUUCCAUAUCUAUUUGAUGAUUGCUUAUUUCUGAGUAACUGUUUUCAAGGUGGUCAAUUCAAUAAAGUUCGAAUGUUAAUGAUGCGUGAUAGAUAUCCAUUUGAAGAAAAAUUAUUUUGA